UCCGGACGGACAUCAAUUACACCGGACGAAAUAUUUUACCGGAUUCGUGGGCGUUUUUCGGCGCGGUGUCCUGCUGCACACUGCGGGUGAGCAGGGCGGCGGCUGUGUGGAUCACCGGGCUCCGGCAGUGAUCACACACCUGAACCACACACACACUGCAGCGCCGCCACCUUGAACAUCCGUCAGACUGGGAGGAAGAGCAUUUUGUUUGAAUGGAAUCCUGGGAUAGCGUUAACUAAACUCCCCACUUCACGCAGGCGGCGGUGACUUGUCAGCGAGCCGCAUCGAAGCCGUUUGCUGCAGAUCACCGGGUUCCUCUCAGGACCUCAGGAGUUCUUAGGCCGGAGUCUGGACUGGAGCCGUGUGAGUUCUUUAGGAUCCGUGUGGACUGAAGGCUGCGAUCAUGCCGGCUGUGUCGAAAGGCGAUGGCAUGCGGGGACUGGCUGUGUUCAUUUCGGACAUCAGAAAUUGUAAGAGCAAGGAAGCUGAGAUCAAACGGAUCAAUAAAGAGCUGGCCAACAUUCGCUCCAAGUUCAAAGGAGACAAGGCUUUGGAUGGCUAUAGUAAGAAGAAGUAUGUCUGCAAGCUGCUCUUCAUUUUCCUGCUUGGCCAUGACAUUGACUUCGGUCACAUGGAGGCAGUCAACCUGCUGAGCUCCAACAAGUACACAGAGAAACAGAUUGUAAGUUGAU
Molecule: messenger RNA, 692 nt
Organism: Thalassophryne amazonica
Lineage: Eukaryota; Metazoa; Chordata; Actinopteri; Batrachoidiformes; Batrachoididae
Product: AP-2 complex subunit alpha-2-like
Exons: 3
Coding region: 404-691 (95 amino acids)
Biological process (GO): clathrin-dependent endocytosis; intracellular protein transport
Cellular component (GO): AP-2 adaptor complex; membrane coat
Molecular function (GO): clathrin-cargo adaptor activity
Source: RefSeq, a predicted model, not a curated record